This is a messenger RNA of Paramormyrops kingsleyae, 3917 nucleotides long. It is a transcript of the gene stub1, whose product is annotated as STIP1 homology and U-Box containing protein 1. The record is from RefSeq and is a predicted model, not a curated record. Gene Ontology annotation, biological process: protein polyubiquitination; positive regulation of proteolysis; proteasome-mediated ubiquitin-dependent protein catabolic process. Lineage: Eukaryota; Metazoa; Chordata; Actinopteri; Osteoglossiformes; Mormyridae. Gene Ontology annotation, cellular component: Z disc; cytoplasm. Gene Ontology annotation, molecular function: protein-folding chaperone binding; ubiquitin protein ligase activity.
ACUUCCCUGACGCGCCUGCGUCAUCGUGAAAACACGGCGCCGCUAAGGCAGCCAUCAACUAGGCCACCGAGUGACGAGCUCUUAAAAGGGGGAAAAACGAGGAAUAUAUCAAUGACUGACGUGAUGUAUGGUGUGUUUCAUCUACCUUCCGAGGCACUGAGUGAUUCUUUCUAUUAAAAAAGCAGUAAGGGUGAGAGGGAAAAGCGGAGUCCUUUGAGGCCGCACACAUCAGAAAGAGACCUCGGUCUUUCCUUGUGUCGACGGCGGCCUAGAGAGGGAGCAACGCCGGCCGAGUGGAGUGACCAUCCCUCACCGAAUUAGCUGGCGUGUGGUGGCACACGGAGGUGGCAACUACCCAGCCAGAGACACGGGGAGCAGGAUAGGGAAGGAAGGUGGAGAGGGUGUCACAGGGCUGGCAGAGAAGAUGGCGGGCAGCCCUGAGAAGAGUGCCUCCGCGCAGGAGCUGAAGGAGCAGGGCAACCGGCUCUUCCUCAACCGCAAGUAUCAGGAGGCGGCGGUGUGCUACAGCAAAGCCAUCAACCGAAACCCCUCCGUAGCUGUGUACCACACCAACCGGGCUCUGUGCUACGUAAAGCUGCAGCAGCACGACAAAGCACUGGCCGACUGUAAGCACGCGCUGGAGCUGGACAGCCAAUCGGUCAAGGCGCACUUCUUCCUGGGCCAGUGUCAUCUGGAGCUGGAGAAUUACGACGAGGCCAUUGGCAACUUGCAGAGAGCCUACAACCUGGCGAAAGAGCAGCGUUUGAACUUUGGAGAUGACAUCCCCAGUGCGCUCAGAAUAGCCAAGAAGAAGCGCUGGAACAGCAUCGAGGAGAAGCGCAUCAGUCAGGAGAACGAGUUGCAUGCCUAUCUCACCAAACUAAUUCUGGCUGAGAAGGAGAGGGAAUUGGAAGAGUGGCGGAAAAAACAAGACGAGGGCUUGGAAGACGGCAGAAACCGCAGCGAAGUAGCCAAGAUCCAGUCCAAACACGACAAAUACCUGUCAGACAUGGACGAGCUCUUCUCACAGGUGGACGAGAAGAGGAAGAAACGUGAGAUUCCAGACUACUUGUGCGGUAAGAUCAGUUUCGAGCUGAUGAGGGAGCCGUGCAUCACCCCCAGUGGGAUCACCUAUGACCGCAAAGACAUCGAGGAGCAUCUACAGCGAGUGGGACAUUUCGACCCCGUUACCCGAAGUCCUCUGACCCAAGAUCAGCUGAUUCCCAACCUGGCUAUGAAGGAAGUAAUAGAUGCCUUUAUCUUGGAGAACGGCUGGGUUGAGGACUACUGAGCCCAGAAGAGCAGGAGGAGGAGGAGAGUGAAAAAACGAAAACAAAAAAGAACCAGAAUAAAAUGGAGGAGGAAAACAAUCUCACAUGGCCUCCUGGAUUUGCACUUUAAACACACAGGCAGCAAAUCAGACUGCCAGAGGGGGAGCAAAGAGCUUCGACUGUAACCCUCAUCAGUACUUCUCCACUUUUACAAUCUCCUGUCCCCAUCAUUGCCUCUGCUUCCAAAGCCCCAACCCCUGCCUAAUCCCAUAUAGCUGGCCUCACCCAGAGUGUUUCAUUUACAGAUCAUCCCAUUAAAGUACAAAUUUGCUUCUAUCACAGUCCUGUUCACACAUUAACUGUUCUGCCGUAUUGUUUUUUUUUCUCUUUUGUUUCAUCUAAUGUUCCUUGCUAUUCUUAAAAAUUAAACCAAUCCCUUAUCUGUUCCUCUCUGUUGCAGAUGGAAAUCGUUCUGUUGACCUUAAAUACCAAAAAGACUACCACGAUAUUUUACAAUCAAUGUUUUUAAAAUUUCGCAAACAGCAGGUUACUCUGUCCAAAGGCUUUUUAAACCAGAUAUUUGCAGUGUAUGGAGCAUAAUAUAAAGCCAGUAACACGUCCAUUAUUGCUUUGAAAGCUGUUCUAGAUGGUAUGACAAUUCAAGGAAGGUUGUAAGCCUUUUCUGGUAAUGUAAGAGAUAUGGUUUGUCCUUAUCCUGUUCUUGAAGGAGGUUGCUAAAUCUCCACCUAAAAUUUCACUCCUUUAUGAAACAAUCCCUUUUCUCUGGACAAUACUGCUGUCGUUGAAGACUUCGAGACCAUACCUUUAUCAUGUGGUUUAGUGUGGCUUUUUUUUUUUGGCAUGCAGAAUGGGUACUAGAAUGCAAUUUGUGUCUUUCUGCAGUUUUUUAUUUAUUUAUUUUUUGCAUUUUUCCUAUGGACCCUGGAGAGGCAUAGAUGUCUGAGAAUGUACAUGUGAUUGCGCUUGCAGUAAAUAUGUCUGCCGUAUGUGUAUCUUUAAGUGCGUUGGGUGUAAGAUGAACAUGUAGAUGAUGCUGGCCAGCUUUUCAGCGUGAAAACAGAAAGGCAUGCGUUAUCUCCUCUGCAGCUUGAGGUGUCAUGAUGAGGUCUGGCCUACAGGGUCUGCGGAUGGGUCAGCUGGUGGUCUGGACUGUUUGGGAGGACCGAGUUAUGCGGUGGUCUGGACUGCUUGGUUGGGGGCUGGGUAACACAGCAGUCUGGAUUGCUCCAUCAGGGCCUGGGUGUCGUGGUGGACUUGACUGCUUAGACGGGGGUCAAGUUCUGUCAUGGUCUGGACCUCUAGGCUACAUAGUAGUCAGGCCUGGGUCAGGAGGUGGCCUUGACCUCUGACUUAGCAGAUGCUCAUUGGUGGUCAGGGCUGUUAACGUGUCACUGACCUCCUGCCUUUAGUGGUUAAUAGCCAGUAAGAGGUGCUUCAGAACAUUUUGAAAAUACAAUUCAGAAUAAAUAAUUCAUAAUUGCAUAAUGGAUUGAAAUGUCCGUCAGACAAAAAAACAUAUUGUUCAUUAGUUUUGAUCCGUGAGUGUUUGUACGUACACACGUGUAUCGAAUUUCCAUCUACACUGAGAAGUAUGUCUCCUUUGUGUGUGCAUGUAUGUGUUUGGAGGUCGUACUGUGCAUUGAAUACAAAUUAAAUACCUGCAAGCAACAAGGGACUUGAUUAAUGGUAUAUCCACACGUGUCGUCCCUUGUUCCAAUUUCCUGUGGGAUCAAUUUUGAAAUGGUUAGUACCUGUAGGGGAACACAAUCUGUUUUUGGGGAAGGGAUUUUCAGCCAUUGUGACUCAUCGUGUGACUGUAAAUCUUCAUCAUCACUGUCAACAGUACAACUGUUAAGUGUUAAAGACAAUAGUUAUGGUAUGUUUGUGUAAGAUAAAAGUAUAAAAUUAUAAAAGUAUAAUUAUAUCCUGCUAAAAGUCACAUGUUUGGCUGGUAGAUUUAAUAUUUUUCCAGUGAGAAGAUCUGACUUUUAAAGGGGCUGAUAUGAUGUAAAUACUGUGUUCAGAACUUGCAGCGUUUUUUUUUAAGGUGUCAAUGUUAUAAAAAUCGUUUGGAUUUUCUUGGACCGUCUGUACUAUGCAAUUCAGUACAAAGGGAGGCUGAUAAAAUUGUUUUAGUAUGACUUGGUUGUGUCUUGCCUGAGCAUUCGGUAGAAGGUAGGGAAGGACUGGUGAUUAACGUCUCAUUCAUUCAGAUUAUAAAACCGGGACACACUAUAAGUAAAUCAUGCCAGUUAAAAGCUGUAAAGAUGCUUUUUACUCACAGGACUGAAUGUAAGACACUAUUAAAUUCGUAUGAAUUUGAUUGCAGCAUUGUGAAAUUACUAUAACAAAAUUCUUAACUUUAAUACAUUGAAAAAUCUGAAAUCUAAGUUACACAUAUUUUUUCUAUUUCGCUGAAAGGAUCUUGAGUCUUGUCUCACAGCUCCAUCUUGGAAUUUGGUUAUGCCAUGUUUUUUUAUUUUUUAUAAAGUCCAUACCUUGUUGCCUCUCUGGGCUUAUGUCUGAGUCUCUGUUUAUAUAUGAGGUUGUGAGGAAUUAUGUAUGUGUAUAUGCUUGUGUUUUGGACAAAAUGAUAGCUGUGACAUUACAGUUCAUUUUCUCUGA